Molecule: messenger RNA, 1428 nt
Organism: Penicillium mononematosum
Lineage: Eukaryota; Fungi; Ascomycota; Eurotiomycetes; Eurotiales; Aspergillaceae
Product: Zn(II)2Cys6 transcription factor
Exons: 1
Coding region: 1-1428 (475 amino acids)
Biological process (GO): positive regulation of transcription by RNA polymerase II
Cellular component (GO): nucleus
Molecular function (GO): zinc ion binding; DNA-binding transcription factor activity, RNA polymerase II-specific; transcription cis-regulatory region binding
Source: RefSeq, a predicted model, not a curated record
AUGCCUUCCUUUCGAGUGCGCUUCGCGCCCCAGCGCGCCUACCACCCGGACCAGAAUGAGACAACCACAGCCGUACCGAACGAAACUGAGUCCAAGCCAAUUCAUACUCGCACCCGAUCGGGUUGUCGAGGCUGUCGCCAAAGGCGUGUCAAGUGCGAUGAGACCUUUCCGGUUUGCUUGCGAUGCCGUCGCCGAGGCUCCAUCUGUCAACCCGUCCUUCCGGCCUCUCAAUGGCAGCCGGAGGUCUGGUGUCCAGGUACAGCGGACCCUCUAUCGCAGCUUACCCAGCCAAUAAACUUCGAUGCGGAUGUGAACUUGCGCCUGCUUCAGUACUGGUUUGAGCGCAUGUCUCAAAUUAUGAGUCUUGACCGGGACCGAAAUCCGAUGUCCUUUCCCAUUGUCAAGUAUUUGUCUGCCUCGAGUUCACUCGUCUAUAUCAUCCAGUGCGUGAGUGCCGCUCAUGAACAGCACUUCCAGCCCUCCCAUAUGACUGCGAGUCUAGAGGAGCGGAGCAAGGCUUUACGGAAUCUUCGCCAGGAACUGCAGUCCCAAAGCUUAAGCUCGCCUCUCUGUUUCCUUGUUAUCCUCAUGCUGGGUAUGUCGUCCUCCUGGAUCACUACUCAGCCCACAGACUAUGGGCGGGAGCAUUUACUAGCCGCCCAGGCUUCUGUCGAAAUGACCUUAGAGCAGCAGGACAGAGUGGACGAUGAUUUGGUGCAUCUCGCAAUGGGUUUCUAUGUUUAUUGGGAUAUGGCCUGUUCCUUUUGCCUGGACAUAGCAGAUCACCCCCAGAUAUCUCGAAGUCGGCUGGCUGCAUAUGUUACAACCGCACGCUCGCGCUUCCACACCAUCACAUCUCACUCCAUUGAUCUCUACUUUUUACUCGGGCAACUCGGCCGAUAUUGUCGUUCAAUUGCCGACGGUAUGCCACGAGACCUCGUACGCGAGACGACGUUCGAGGCUGAACUGAACUCCUACACUUCGGCGGAAGAGAACCCAUUUGCAUACCUGCUCGCCGAGGCCUUCCGCAACCACGGCCUUCUCAUGCUUUAUCGUCUAUGUGGCCGGACAGUUCACUUCGCAUUGGAGGUGGAAACGGACAGCGAGGAAGGGGCUAGCAAAUGUCCGAUCCGAGCGCUGGCGUUACGGACUCUGGAAAUGUUGUUUAUAACACCGAUUAACUCGCCAUAUGUAAACUUGCACACACUCCCAUUGCUGAGUGCUGCAGCCGAACUAGAAUCAACCGAUACUGAGCUGCGUGAGCGGGUGAUAGAGCAGCUUCAGGUUGUCUACUCCACGAACCGCAUUCCACCGACACUGUGGGUAAUCGAACUGCUCCAAGAGCUAUGGAAUUUACAUGACUCUGGGAUUGAAAUUACCUGGCUAGACCUCAUGCUGGUCAAGCAGUGGCGCCUGCGAAUUGGCUAG